Nomascus leucogenys (northern white-cheeked gibbon) is the source of this 2146-nucleotide messenger RNA. RefSeq names its product gonadotropin releasing hormone 1 (gene GNRH1). Gene Ontology annotation, molecular function: gonadotropin hormone-releasing hormone activity. The record is from RefSeq and is a predicted model, not a curated record. Lineage: Eukaryota; Metazoa; Chordata; Mammalia; Primates; Hylobatidae. Gene Ontology annotation, biological process: multicellular organism development. Gene Ontology annotation, cellular component: extracellular region.
AUUUCUCAUCUUUCUGUUCCCAUUGCCGGUAACAGUGAUUUGCAUAUUUAACUCAAUAAGCAUCUACUGACAUGAGUUGAUCUGUUGAUGUAAGUCUGCUCAAUAUGGUCUUGCUCUCUGUAUAUGUUUCUUGCCUUUUUGAUGCUUUAGAAGGCUUUCAAGGUAAGUCAAGCAGGGAACCUGAUGGGUAGAUGAGGGAAUUUUCAAACACACAACUGUCUGAUUUAGGGUCCUACAUGAACUUGGUAUAUAGUGUCACUUAUUUAUAAAUCAGAUUUUUAAAAUUGGAAGCAACUCUGUGAUCAUCUAGUCCAUCUAGUCUACAACCUUCCUUUUACAAAUGAAGAAUCCAAGAGCCAGAAGCUCCCAGACAUCCUGACUCAAUGUCCUAUAUUUGUUGCAUAGCCUCCUUUGUGGAAGUUAUGUAUGCAUUUGACUUCACUUAAUCUAAGACAUCUAUUUUCCUUGAACUCUUGAUAGGUCUGCUGGUUUCCUCAAGGGAAUCCAAUCUAGCUGGAUUUUAAUCUCUUUGAAUUGUGUCCUCAGCUAUAAAAGUUUUAGCUGAGGUUUUAAUGGCUGCACUUAAGUAAAUCUAACAGAUGUACCAGGGGGUGUUCCAAUUACAUACACCAUUAAAGGGCUUUAUGUGAGGAUUUUUAAAAAUCACCAUUAAAAAAAAAAGCAUAGUCCAUGUGCAGUAUAAUUUACCAGCAGGAAAGAUUUCAAUGUCCUGGAAAAAUUCCCUAUAAAAAGGAAGAUAGGAAAACAGAAAAGUCACAGUACUCAACCUACUUCAAGGGAAGCUUGGGAUCUUUUUGGCUCUCUGCCUCUAAACAGGUAAAAGGCUUUGUAUUAUUUCUAACACGAGUUUCUCUUUUUUAGAUUGCAUGCUAUUGUAUGUCUACAGGGCAUUUGACAGCCCAAGGGCUAAAUCCAGGUGUGACGGUAUCUAAUGAUGUCCUGUCCUUCACUGUCCUUGCCAUCACCAGCCACAGAGAUCCAGGCUUUGGGGAAUCCCACAGCUUAUCGACCAGUGUUUGAUUUAGUCUUUAGCCUCUUUCCCAUCAAGUGAAAAUUAACUUGGAGACACAUUUCAUUAGAAAAUUAGAGGCCCCCUUGGCUAGGAAGGCAUCUGGUCUGGGACUAACUACUUUGAACAGUGUUGAGUCCUCUCUCCCACAGAUGGUUCAGCCAGCAGUAAUGCUAGGAAGACUGAAGGAUAAAUAGAAAAAUGUCAUUAGUACCAUGGGGUAGCCAUUUAAUGUCAAACAAUUUUAUAUUAGCCAGAGAUUCCUAGUAGGAGCUACUUUUCUUAACAGAUGGCUCAGUUCUCUUUAUCUCAGGAAUGAAAGAGUUGAAGACCAAUCAACAACAGGGGAAAUGUUAAAGCAAAAUGAUGAACUCGAUAAGGGAUGAAUUAUGGGGUUUGGAUAACCAAACAAUAAAAAUAAAAGUAUAGACUAUUUUAGUACUUAAAAGGUCCUGAACGUGUGAGCUUAAGUACUCAUUUUGUCCCCAGUGGCUAAGAAACUCAAGGCAAGCCAGCAGGUGUCUCUGAGUUUCAGUGUCUGUGUGUAAAAACUGACUCUGACUUCGUCUUCUGCAGGGUUAGUGAUACAGAUGCUAGGUUUUUCACUAAAGAGGUCUUUUAGUUUCUACUCAACCUUGUCUGGAUCUAAUUUGAUUGUGUAUUCAUGUGCCUUAGAAUGGAGCCAGUUCCAAAACUCCUAGCUGGCCUUAUUCUGCUGACUUUGUGCGUGGAAGGCUGUUCCAGCCAGCACUGGUCCUAUGGACUGCGCCCUGGAGGAAAGAGAGAUGCUGAAAAUUUGAUUGAUUCUUUCCAAGAGAUAGUCAAAGAGGUUGGUCAACUGGCAGAAACACAACACUUCGAAUGCACCAUGCACCAGCCACGUUCUCCCCUUCGAGACCUGAAAGGAGCUCUGGAAAGUCUGAUUGAAGAGGAAACCGGGCAGAGGAAGAUUUAAAUCCACUGGGCCAGAAGGAGUGACCGUUACUAACAUGACUUAAGUAUAAUUCUGACAUUGAAAAUUUAUAACCCAUUAAAUACCUGUAAAUGGACUGAAUUUCGGAAAUCCUUACACCAAGUUGCGCAUAUGCCAUAAUAAAGUGCUGUGUUGUGAAUGAA